Molecule: messenger RNA, 532 nt
Organism: Paramecium tetraurelia
Lineage: Eukaryota; Ciliophora; Oligohymenophorea; Peniculida; Parameciidae
Exons: 4
Biological process (GO): regulation of ribosome biogenesis
Cellular component (GO): nucleolus
Molecular function (GO): nucleic acid binding
Source: RefSeq, a predicted model, not a curated record
UAUUAGAUGGCUUAAAAAUUUAAAGAGAGAUUACUAUAAGGUACCGGAGUCUCAAACAAGAAAUUUGAAUCUGAUUAUGCUAUGAAAUUGAUGCAAAAGAUGGGAUGGAAUCAAGGUCAAGGACUCGGCAAGAAUAAAGAUGGUCAAACAGAUUGUGUCCAGAUCGAAAGAAGAGCUGAUUAAUUGGCUCUCGGAGCCCAACAGCACAGUCUAGGAUAAAGUUGGAAUGACUUGUGGUGGGAACAGAGCUAUUCAAGCAGUCUCAAGAAUCUUAAACCCAUUUCCACUAAAAAUCUUCCACAACCAAAUUCCUCAGAUGAAGAAGACAAAUUCUCAGAUUAUGAAAAACACAAGAUCAAUCGUUCCAAAAAACCAAAAACUUAUGCAUAAUCAGCUAAAGUUCUGAUUGAAUAAGACAGUGACUCAGAAGAUGAUACCUUUAUAGCAAUUCAAAAGAAAAAAAUUAAAAAGACAAAAUGAUCAUAAAUAAAUCACCAUUCAGAAAUCUAUAACUUAUUUACUCUUUAACUAA